ACCACCCCGGGGGGGGAGGCGGGGCGGAGGGGGCGGCGCCGGCGCGAGCCCCCCGCGUGCCGGCCGGGACCCCGCGCCAUGAAGUGCGUCGUUACCGGCGGCAACGUCAAAGUCCUCGGCCAAGCCGUUCACUCCCUGUCCCGCAUUGGGGACGAGCUCUACCUGGAGCCCACCGACAGCGGGCUGUCCCUGCGCACCGUCAACUCCUCCCGCUCCGCCUUCGCCUCCUUCCUCUUCGCCCCCCUCUUCUUCCAGCUGUACGAGCGGGGGGCUCCCCACACGCCCCGAGAGCUGUCCCGAUGCAAAGUCCACAUGAAGUCCUUCCUGGGCGUGUUCCGCUCGCUGCCCUGGCUGGAGAAGACGGUGGGGAAGUGCCUGAUGCUGCUGCGGCCUCAGGCCGGCCGCCUGGUCGUGCAGCUCCACUGCAAGUACGGCGUCACCAAGACCCACAACCUGAGGUUCCAGGAGUGCGAGCGGCUCCAGGCUGUUUUCGACACCCAGCGCUGUGCCAGCAGCCUCUGCGCCCCGGCACGGGUGCUGGCAGAGGCCGUGGUGCAUUUCCCCCCGACGCUGGCUGAGGUGACGCUGGGGGUCGGCCCUGGGGGCAAGAUCAGCCUCCGGAACUACGUGGAGGAUGAAGCUGAGCCCAGCAAGACGAUGGUGACAGAGCUGUGGUUGGCUGAGGAUGAGUUCCAGGCGGUGGCCGUGGCCCCAGGCUCCUGCAUCACCUUCUGCCUCAAGGAGUUUCGGGGGCUGCUGACCUUUGCUGAGGCCUCCAACCUGCCUCUCACCAUCCACUAUGAUGUGCCUGGCAGGCCGGUGAUCUUCAGCCUGGAUGAUGCAGUGCUGGAGGUCCACUUGGUGCUGGCCACCCUCUCAGACCCAGCAGGCAGCUCCUGGCACUCCCCAGCCAACGGCUCUGCCUCCCACCUGCCCCCACCCCCAGAUGACUUUGCUGACGACCUGGAGUCCUACCUGGUUGCCAUGGAAACCAGCACCCACGGGGAGGGCUCAGGGAUGCCCCCCAGCCCCACCUUCCCCCUGCACACCCCCCAUCGCCCCCCAAGCGACCCCGAGGAGGAGGAAGAGGAAGAAGAGGAGGAGGGAGCUGUGCCAGGGACCCCUCCUCACAAGAAGUUUCGCUCCCUGUUUUUUGGCUCAGUGCUGACGCCGGGGGGCCUUGGCCCAGCCCCUGCCCAGGAGGUGCUGGCAGAGGACAGCGAUGGAGAGUCCUGAGAGCCCCCCUCCCCGCUCUGUGUCACACCCUCAAACACAGGCAACCCCCUCCCAGUGUCCCAUUACAAGUUUAUUCCUCAAAAAAAUCCUCCUGCCCCUCUCCCCCUCCACCUUCCCCACCCCCCAAACUCCCCUGCCAGCCCAGGGCUGGGCUCUGGGACACCCCCCCUGCCCCACCUCAGUGCCAGCAGCCCCUGUCCUGGCUGAGCAGGGAUAGGGGGGGACGGAUUUGCUUUGGUGGAGGGUGGCAGGGAGGUGGGGGAGGAGGAGAGAGGAAAAGGGAAGGGGGCAGCAGGAGCUUA
Colius striatus (speckled mousebird) is the source of this 1538-nucleotide messenger RNA. RefSeq names its product RAD9 checkpoint clamp component A (gene RAD9A). Lineage: Eukaryota; Metazoa; Chordata; Aves; Coliiformes; Coliidae. Gene Ontology annotation, biological process: mitotic intra-S DNA damage checkpoint signaling; DNA repair; DNA replication checkpoint signaling. The transcript is spliced from 11 exons. Bases 79 to 1236 code for a protein of 385 amino acids. Gene Ontology annotation, cellular component: checkpoint clamp complex. The record is from RefSeq and is a predicted model, not a curated record.